AUGGAGGUUGACACGGAGGACCGCAGCAAGAAUGCGUCAGAUGAUAUUACCGAGCCCGGAGUUGUAUACCUGUCAACUAUCCCAGCUGGGAUGAAUGUUAGCAUAGUUUCUGAUAUAAUGCGACAGUUUGGUGCUGUUGGUCGCGUUUACCUCGUCCCCAAGACCACGAAGAAGGGUAAAUUUCGUCAAUACGAGGAAGGAUGGGUAGAGUUCUUAAAGAAAAAAGUUGCAAAAAGAGUUGCCAAAGGACUUAACUGUUGUGAAGUUCCUGGUUCCAAGGUGAGUAGUGGUAAGGAAUUUUAA
This is a messenger RNA of Echinostoma caproni, 303 nucleotides long. NCBI's taxonomy places the organism in Eukaryota, Metazoa, Platyhelminthes, Trematoda, Plagiorchiida, Echinostomatidae. The record is from the annotation of a GenBank genome assembly.